Molecule: messenger RNA, 1137 nt
Organism: Quercus robur (English oak)
Lineage: Eukaryota; Viridiplantae; Streptophyta; Magnoliopsida; Fagales; Fagaceae
Product: U-box domain-containing protein 21-like
Exons: 1
Coding region: 1-1137 (378 amino acids)
Molecular function (GO): ubiquitin protein ligase activity
Source: RefSeq, a predicted model, not a curated record
AUGAUUUUAUGUUCUUGGAGAAGACGUAAAGGCAAUCGUGGUGAUGACAACGAGAGCAGCGACCCUUUGAAUGGCAAAAAUUUCGACUCGGUUUCUCUUGAUUCAAUGGAAGACCCCAUCAUGUUGUCUACGGCGAUCCCCACACCUGUAGUUCCUGCGACCCCAGAUGAGAUUUCUGAGAUUUGUUCACAAAUUGUGGUCGCAACUCAUUGUGGGGAUCACAAGAGGUGCAAAGAAUUGUUGGGGAAGAUCAAGGCGUGGGGGAAAGAAAGCGAGUGCAACAAGCGAUGCGUUGUGAAUAACGGAAUUGGGUGUGUGUUAUCGGAUAUGUUUUAUUCUUUUGCGAGUGUUUCAAUUGAGAAACAUGUGGACAUGUUGGGAGAGAUAUUAUCUGUCUUGACAUGGAUGUUCCCACUUGGUGAAGAAGGGCAAUCAAAACUAGGAUCGCCAGCGUCUUUAAAUUCGAUGGUUUGGGUAUUAAAGAAUGGAGAUCCUUCAGCAAGGCAAAACACAGUUUUAGUACUCAAAGAGCUUCUUUCUUUGAAUCAAAGACUCGUUGAUACCUUGUCAGAGAUUGAAGGAAUUAGUGAAGCUUUAGUUAACAUAAUUAGAGAGCCUAUUUGUCCUAAGGCUACAAAAUCUUCUUUGACAUCUAUAUAUUACAUGAUUUCUCCACCUUCAAUAAGUGUGGCAUUAACAUCAAGAUUUGUGGAAUUGGGUUUGGUUUCGUUUAUCACAGAAAUCCUUGUUGAUGCAGAAAAAGGUAUCUGUGAAAGGGCUUUAGGUGUUUUGGCUGGUAUUUGUGAUUGUAAAGAAGGGAGAGAAGAGGCAUAUAAGAAUGCUCUAACUAUGCCUCUUUUGGUUAAGAAGAUGUUGAGGAUAUCAGAGAUGGCAACAGAGUUUGCAGUGUGCACUCUUUGGAAGCUGUUCAAGAAUGCUAAGAGGGAUGAAGAUGAUGAUGAGAGUGUUUUAGUUGAGGCACUUCAAGCUGGUGCUUUCCAGAAGCUUUUGGUUCUCUUGCAGCUUGGUUGUGAUGAGACUGUAAAGGAGAAGGCCACCGAGUUGUUGAAAUUGUUGAAUCGUUAUAGAAAAAAGUUGGGCUGUGUUGAUUCAUCAAUGGAUUUCAAGUGUCAAUAG